This is a messenger RNA of Chlamydomonas reinhardtii, 1679 nucleotides long. RefSeq lists its product as uncharacterized. The transcript has 2 exons. Lineage: Eukaryota; Viridiplantae; Chlorophyta; Chlorophyceae; Chlamydomonadales; Chlamydomonadaceae. The record is from RefSeq and is a predicted model, not a curated record. Gene Ontology annotation, biological process: riboflavin biosynthetic process. The coding region runs from base 124 to 1290 and encodes 388 amino acids. Gene Ontology annotation, molecular function: 5-amino-6-(5-phosphoribosylamino)uracil reductase activity.
AAAACCAUGCAAAUGCGUGCAAUUUCGCCACACCUGCAACUGAAAGCAAACCGCUCAUCGACGAUUCCUUGUUCGCGCUCCCGGCCGCUGCAAAUAUCACGUCCGCACGCUGUACGCAAAAGCAUGAGCAAUGAUUGUAGCUCUGCCGGCCUGGCCGACUGCGUUUACUACGUCGCAGCGAGCGUGGACGGGUUCAUCGCGGGACCAAACGGCAGCAUGGACUGGUUGAAGCCGUUCGAGGACGGAACUGACUAUGGAUAUGAGCAGUUCCUGCGCGGCGUGGGCACUGUGGUCAUGGGCCGCAAAACGUUCGAGGACUCGAUACGGCUGGGCGGCGGCGUGUGGCCGUACCCGGGCAAGGCCGCAGUCGUGUUUACACGCAGCCCCUCCCGGCCCCUGCAAGGCCCUUCGACUGCUGAGACGGCGCCCCUGACCCAGCCGCCUUCUGGCAACACCAGUGCUUGCUCUGGGAAGCCACCUGCACACGCCGCGGCCGCUGGUGGUGCUGAUGCUGCUGGUGGCCGGGAGCAGCAGGCAGCGGGUGCGGCGCCGCCGGCUGUUGCUGGCAGCGGAGCCGAGCCACUGCGACCAGCGCCGGGGGCGGCAGUGCAGCAGGGCGCCAGCGGCGGCGGCGCCGCCGGCAGCGCUUCUGUGCAAGCGCUGAGCCUCGCCAACGUGUGGCCCUCAUCACGCGACCCCGUGGAGGUGGUGGCGGCUUUGCGGAAGGGGUUGCCCGCCCAGCAGGCGGCGGCGGGGGCGGCGGCGGGGGCAGCGGCGGGGCCGGCGGGGGCGGGGGCCUCCGGGGGAGAGCCGGCACUGGUGGUGGCCGCUACAGGAGGGGGAGAGGCAGCAGCAGAUGCAUCAGCGUUGGCGCCGACCCUGGCCGCAAUGACGGAGCCGUGCGCAGGCCACGGGGAUGAGCCCAUCAGCAGCACAGCUAGCGGAGGGUUGGGCGUGGGCGGGGCCGAGGUUGUGGGCGGGGCCGGGGGCGGGGCCGGGGGCGCCGGUCGUCCGAGUGUGUGGGUGGUGGGAGGCGGCGGCUUGGCAUGGCAGCUCGUGCGCGGCGGCUGUAUGACACGGCUGGUGAUGUCGGUGAUACCGGUGGUGCUUGGAGGAGGAAUCCCGCUCUUCGGGGGCGGGAUGGGUGCUGCCACUGCUGCUGGCUGCAGCAGCGGCAGCGGCGGUGACGACGGGGCCCUCAGCGGCGACGGGGCGCUGCCGCUGCAGCUCGUGAGCAGCCGGGCAAUGCCCAACGGAGUGGUCAUGAACGAGUACAGGGUGCACAUGUGACAUAAUGCGAUGCGGUGUAGCGACCAGGUGGGACAGAUAUGACAGGUAGACACAUGGAGUGGCACUGCCCUGUGCACAUGUGUUGGGACGGCACAGAUCGCCGUGCGUAAAUUUCUUACUGAUGUGGGCAUGUGCGUGGGGCGAAUGGUGGGUCCGUGGAUGUUUGGGAGCGUGUGAGUUGGCAUGGGGUUUUCAAUUGUGGAUGGCGCGCCGUGGUACGAUGCGUUGCAGAAGGAUGGAGGCUGUGCGAGUGGUGCUUGCAGCCGUCUCUCUCCCUAAGAUCCUGGGCGUGUGGUCUGUGACCAAUCGACGGUAUGCCGAGAGGCCCGUCCAGCGGGCGUUGAACACUCAUUCUUUCACUGCACGCACGAGUGUAAGCAUCAUUGGCC